CAAAUCUGACUGAAAGAUUGUUUACCUCACCGCAUUCCGACGACCGCACCGCUCCUUAAAGUUUAUGUUUUUUAACUUUGUUUCUGACAGCUCCUUAAUUUUGUUUCGUGCCUUCAAUCGAAAUGGCGGCUACAACUGCAGUUUCGAAGAGUUCGUUCCAGCCCGAGUCCGAUGUUCACAUCACCUACGAUGACCAGCAGAUGAUCAACAAAUUUGCUCGACACAAUGCCAAACUAGAUGAACUGAAAGAAGAACUAAAGACAAAAAAGGAGUACUUGAAGAAUCUAGAAGAUGCCUGUGACGAAUUGGUAUUAUUAGAGGGUGAUGUUGAAAAAGUUCCUUUUUUCAUGGGUGAAAGUUUCAUCACACAGAAUUUUGAAGACACUCAAGCUUCUCUUGAGGAGGCAAAAGCUCGUGCCCAAGCAGAAAUGAAGGAGAUUGAAAAGAAAUCUGGUGAUAUAAAAGAAGUUAUGUCGGACCUCCGAACCAAAUUGUAUGCCAAGUUUGGAAACCACAUCAAUUUGGAAGCUGAAGAUGAAUAGUAAAUUUUUAAAUGUCAUUCAACAAUUAUAUAAAUUCUAUUUAUUUCUGAUCUUGUUUAACCUGUUUAAUGUGGCCAUCAUUAUCAAUUAAUAAUUAACAUUCUAAUUAUGCACUGGAAAUUCAAGAUAACACUUCUUUUAUUCAGGAGAUUUGUUUGUUUCUCUUUGUUAAUUAUGUUAACUUGUCAAAAAAAAAUUCUGUUAAAUGUUGUCACUUAAACUUUCAACUACCAUCUAUUUUUAAUAAAAACAAACAAUUUGCAACAA
This is a messenger RNA of Thrips palmi, 809 nucleotides long. It is a transcript of the gene Pfdn4, whose product is annotated as prefoldin subunit 4. The record is from RefSeq and is a predicted model, not a curated record. The transcript is spliced from 4 exons. Gene Ontology annotation, cellular component: cytoplasm; prefoldin complex. Gene Ontology annotation, biological process: protein folding. Lineage: Eukaryota; Metazoa; Arthropoda; Insecta; Thysanoptera; Thripidae. Bases 123 to 542 code for a protein of 139 amino acids.